This is a messenger RNA of Archocentrus centrarchus (flier cichlid), 2594 nucleotides long. RefSeq lists its product as uncharacterized. Bases 496 to 2037 code for a protein of 513 amino acids. The transcript is spliced from 7 exons. NCBI's taxonomy places the organism in Eukaryota, Metazoa, Chordata, Actinopteri, Cichliformes, Cichlidae. The record is from RefSeq and is a predicted model, not a curated record. Gene Ontology annotation, molecular function: GTP binding.
UCCUGUCCACGGCAGCAGCAGCAGCUCCUCACAGUUAGGACUCUUCAGCGUUUCUCGGAUCUUCGUGUGAGACUGACUUCCGCUCUGACAGGAAGCUGCAGGAAGUUUAAACGGACUCCGCGGCGCUGCUCCACGAGAGAGUCUGUGUGUGGGAAACAAGCGUCACAUGAUCCCCACUUCCACCCGUCAUCACUGAGGUCUGCUGUGGUACCAGCACGCCACCUACUGGAGGACGGAGCUAACAGCGACAGAAAGCAGCGGAGCUGCUUCAUGAAGGACCUCCCACAUCACACACACACACACACACACACACACACACACACACACACACACACACACACACACACACACACACACACACACACACACACACACACAGAUGUCUUCUUCACUGCAGACCUGCUGAUGAAGAAGUCAGAAGUCCUCGUUCUUGCGUCCUGACGCUCGCUGGCGAGGGUUGAACACCCGCCUGCCGAUGAUGGAUCAGACCUGAUCAUGCAGACACAACAAAACAGGAGGCAAAAUUUGGAGCAUUUUAUAUACUCUCACCACUUGAGGCUGAGUGAUCUGAAACAGGAAGUUCAAAGGUAUGGGUUGCAGAACCAGUCCAUCUUCAGAGAAGACAUCCCUCCGUACCCCCGACCCGAGUUCCACGUGUCCCGCCUGAAACACGACACAGAGCGGUUGGGGUUAUGUGGUAUCAGGGUUGAUAAAGGCUUCAAGGAUCCAUACUCAAGGUUCCUGGUGUGGUGGAGUCUGGCUGUGGGACCCGAGGAGAUCCAAUCGGCGGAGACGAGGCUCCUGGAGAAGAUCUACCAAAACCAGACGGAGGAGCAGGCCACGGGGCAGGAGAGCUUCCUGUGGAGGUUUGCCACGUCUCCGGCCUUCAGUGAGAAGUCCAGGCUGGGCUCGUACCGCUUCACCUUCCCCCUGGAGGAGGUGCUGAAGGCCUACAGCGAGCAGUUUUGCUCCGGCGCUCCGCCCGUCAUGAGGGUGUUCAAGACCUCCCUUUUCAGAAAGGAGGUGCAGUACUCUGUGCUGGUCCACAGCCCGGCCAAUCAGCUGUUCUUCUCCAGGUUUCCUCUGCUCCCCGAUGAUGACCCCAACGCUGUCUGCACUUACAGAGGCGGACGCUUCAUCUGGAGGUCGGAGGCCAUGUGUAAGGCACACAGUUACGAGUUGACCCGCAGACCUGAUGGAAACCAGGUGGAUGCUCAUCGACUGCUUCGAGAUGUUUAUUAUGUUUGGGAUAACGUCGCCAUCGCCCUGCAUGUGGACAGAGGACAGGUGCUGAAGUUCAAUGCUGAUCGACUGAGACAGAACCUCAAGUUCUGCUGGCCCGACGAAGUACCCGCCACACACGAUGAUGAUGUUUUUGAUGAUUUUGAAGAUGGUACAAACUUGGUUAAAUGCCUGUGGCCGGGCCGGCGCUUCGUACUGGAGGAGGAGCGUUCGCUCCUGCAGCGUUACACAGUGUCAGACAUCAGACUGGUUCUCAUUGGGAGACCUGGAGUGGGGAAGAGCUCCAGUGGAAACACCAUCCUGGGAAGGCCCGCCUUCAGUCAAAGGAAGUCAUUCUCAGGGGUGUCAUUGUGCUGUUGGCAGAGCGAGCAGGUGUUCGGACACCGGGUGACCAUAGCUGACACUCCCGGCCUCUCGGAAACAUCCAACACCGCGGUGAAGGAGGACAUCUGCAGAUGUGUCAACAUGCUGAGGCCCCACGCCAUCUUGCUGGUCGCCAGGGUGGGGUCUUUCACUGUGGAGGACCUAGGUACUGUGAGGCAGAUGGAGGAGAUCUUUGGAAUGGAUGUGUGGAGGUACACCAGGAUCCUCUACACCUAUGUUAACCAGGCAGCUCCGGACAUCCAGAGACAGGAGCAGGAGACGGGACCUGAGCUGCUUUGGAAAGUGGGCUACAGAUACCACGUUCUCAACAACAACCCCGACUACUGGGAGGGUCAGCAGGUCUAUGAUGUGGUGCAGGCCGUGGCGAGGAUGGUUAUGGCCAGAGGGGAAGUCCUCAGGAGCACAGUCUGAGUGCAUCAGUAUGUACUUAUAUGUAUAAGCAGCAUGUUUAAUGCUGCUGUGUGUCAUUCAGUGUUGUUUACAUCAUAAACACUCAGGUGAUGGAGCGCAUCAUACAAUAAUUGCACUGGAUCAUAACACUCAGCACAGCAACACCUGCUGGACUCAGUGAGGACUUCAGGUUCAUGCUUCCAUGAUGCAUCAUGGGAAGUCCCCCAACAGCCUGAGCUCGUAGAGCGCCUUCAGGAACGAGUCCUGGAACGGUCUCCCUCAUCCUGAAGUCAGAGGGGUCAUGAAACCCUGUCGCAGUUUGUUUACAGCUGACUGUCAAUGUUUACAUUUGGAUGAAUUAUUUUCUGCGAUAAUCUGAAAUCCCAUCGUCUGUCUGAGGAACAGCUGUGAUACUAACCUCCUACAGGUGAAUGUCACAGAGCCGUCCCACAUGCAGCUUUACUAAGACAUGUUAGGAAAUUAGAUUACACUCAAAAAGGAAAGUUUUAAGCCUAAUCUUAAAAAUAGAGAGGGUGUCUGUCUCCUGAAUCCAAGCUGGGAGCUGGUUCCACAGAAGA